Molecule: messenger RNA, 1343 nt
Organism: Onychostoma macrolepis
Lineage: Eukaryota; Metazoa; Chordata; Actinopteri; Cypriniformes; Cyprinidae
Gene: trmt10a
Product: tRNA methyltransferase 10A
Exons: 8
Coding region: 144-1151 (335 amino acids)
Biological process (GO): tRNA N1-guanine methylation
Cellular component (GO): nucleus; nucleoplasm; cytosol
Molecular function (GO): tRNA binding
Source: RefSeq, a predicted model, not a curated record
UAAAUGCCCUUACUUGCCCUCACCAACAUGGCGAGCUGUGGACGUUCCACGCUGAACGAGUCGCUUUUAAAUGACGCAGCAUGUGAGAGCACGAGAUGAAAGCAGCACUGCAAAGACAGCAGUUUAGAGGAUCUUCACACUAGAUGGCCACCGAUAUGGCCGAUACACUUGCUGUGCAGGAGAGCAGCCAUGAAUGUGCAAACAAUGACAAUGAAUCUGCAAAGGAUGAAAAUGAGACCGGACAGACUGGAGAAACUGAAACACUGUCUAAAAGACAGAGGAAGAAACUUCUUAAGAGUCAACAAUGGGAAGAACAGAGAGAACUUCGCAAACAGAAGCGGAAAGAGAGAAAACAGCAGAGGAAGCUGGAGAGACAAGCGCAGGCUGAAGACGGAGUGGAGUGGACAGGAAAGAAGCGUUUGUGCAGGUCGGCAGAGCCCAGCUCUCUCAGACUGGUCAUAGACUGCAGCUUUGAUAACCUCAUGGUGCUCAAGGAUGUAAAGAAACUUCACAAGCAGAUUCAGAGGUGCUAUGCUGAGAACAGACGCACAUUGCACCCUGUACAGUUUUACCUUACAAGUCAUGGCGGUCAGUUAAAGCAAGUCAUGGAUGAAAUUAACAAAGGCUGGGUCAACUGGAAGGAUGUCCAUUUCGAGCCUGAUGCAUUUCAUGAAAUCAUGAAGAAGGAGGACCUAAUCUACCUCACCUCUGAUUCACCCAAUGUGCUACAAGAACUGGAUGAGGCCAAAGCCUAUGUGAUUGGAGGUCUGGUGGACCACAACCAUCAUAAGGGAAUCACAUUUGGUCGAGCCCAAGAGCUUGGCAUUGCUCAUGCUCAGCUUCCUCUGGGCAGUUUCGUCAAGAUGAAUAGCCGCAAGGUGCUGGCCGUCAAUCACGUUUUUGAAAUCAUCCUAGCAUUCCUGGAGAAACGAGACUGGCAGGAAGCUUUCUUUACCGUUCUGCCACAGAGGAAGGGAGCUGUGCCAGUGGGCCGAGAGGGCGAUGAUGAGGAAGACUCUGAUGAAGACUCGGACACAGAACAGCCAAUCUCAGAAAAGAGAACGGACUCAAAGGACCAAUCAGAAAGCAAACAGGAAGAACACAAACCUGUGCUAAACCAGUCAGAUUCCAGCGAGCGAAACACGGCUUAGAGAUAUGUAACAUUUAAGAUGUUUAAUGUUCUUGGAAAUGUUUUAAUUGUUUUUCUGAUUUUUUUUUUUUUUUUUUUUAAUAUCUCAGUUUGAGAUUUGAGAUGCUUCAUGCAAAGGUUUGGACUUGAAAGUGUUUUUGUUGAAACCAAUUUCAUGACAAAAAAAUAAUAAUAAUUAAAAAAUAAGAAAUUG